GUUUUGGGAGGAACUAUGCACACGUUCCGGCCUCUGUCAUUCACAGAGACGCGCAAAUGCUGAAAAUUAAAACAGAGCUUGCUUGAGAAAGGGAAACGGAAUGAAACCCGGCAGACACGAGAGGCGUUCCGCUGAAAUGGAAUUUGGAGGAACUUUGGGCGCCACAUGCAUUCCUGUCUUUCUGCCCCUGACUGUUUUGUACUUGCUGAGUGUGUGUCAGUCCCCAGGCGCCAUUGUAGUCCAGUGGCCUCCCCCUCUCCCGCCCUCCACUCACCUCUGGCACCCGUGGGUCCCUGCCAUCAUCGGUGGCUGGAUUGCCCUCCAGGUUUUCCUCUACUUGCUUCCAGUGGGCAAGAUUUCCCAGGGGUUAGUUCUUAGGGAUGGGUCCAGACUAAAAUAUCCAAUCAAUGGCUUCCAGGCUCUGUGUGUCACUGGCCUCCUGCUGGGCCUGUGUCUGUGGUUGGGGAUGCCCCUUGGAAACCUGUUUGAUUUGAUGUUGCCUCUUGCAGUGUGUGCCACUGCAGUGGCAUACCUGCUAUCACUCUACCUGUACAUGCGUUCAUUCUGGGCCCCUCCCCAUGCCCUGGCACUCGGAGGAAACACAGGUAAUCCCCUGUAUGAUUUCUUUAUGGGACGGGAACUUAACCCUCGCAUUGGGUCCUUUGACCUUAAAUACUUCUGUGAGCUGAGGCCAGGGUUAAUUGGCUGGGUGGUGCUGAACCUGGCCAUGCUGAUGAAGGAGGUGGAGCUUAGAGGAUCUCCAUCUCUGCCAUUGCUGCUAGUCAACAGCUUCCAGCUGCUCUAUGUCACUGACGCCCUGUGGAAUGAGGAGGCUGUUUUGACCACCAUGGACAUUGUGCAUGACGGGUUCGGGUUUAUGCUGGCAUUUGGGGACCUGGCGUGGGUGCCUUUCACAUACAGUCUCCAGGCUGUGUUUCUGGUUGGGCAUCCACACACGCUCAGCCCUCUUGCUGCACUGGGAAUUAUCAUUCUGAAUGGAGUUGGCUAUUAUAUAUUCCGUAAGUCUAAUUCUCAGAAGAACCAGUUUAGGAGAGACCCUACACACACAAGUGUUGCGCACUUGGAAACUAUUGCCACUGCAACAGGAAAGCGUCUGCUAGUGUCAGGCUGGUGGGGUUUCGUCAGACACCCAAACUACCUGGGAGACAUCUUGAUGGCACUGGCAUGGUCUCUGCCUUGCGGGAUUUCACACAUUGUGCCUUAUUUUUAUGUAAUUUACUUUACUAUUUUACUCAUUCAUCGAGAGGACCGUGAUGAACGGCAGUGCAGAGCCAAGUAUGGUGUGGCGUGGGACACUUACUGCAGACGCGUGCCCUACCGGAUCAUUCCCUACCUGUACUGAUCCAAGCAGAGACUGUCAAGUCUAGGGCUGGCCAAAGCCCUGCCCCUGGGCCAAAUGCGGCCCACAGACAUAUUUCAAUUGGCCCGGCUUCCCUCUUAGAGUGCAUUACAGGUCGCUCGCUUGCCAGAUGGACACUGCAAUUUUCCCAUUCACCUAAUGUGUACCACGAACUUACUGUGUGUUACACCCGUAGAUUGUAUAUAAAGUCUAUGGUUAGACAACAUGGUAUUAACAAAGUGGGCUAAACUAUAUGAGCCUUUUUUCCUCAGCAAAUACAUUUACUGGAUGACGGUUAGACAUGACUACAGUGAAAAGCACAAUGUUUACAGUGAGAACCUACGAUUUCAAGAGAGAUGGAAAUUGAAUUUUUUUUCAAGUCAAAGCAAAUGUGUAUGCCUCAUGGCAAGAGACUGUUGUGGAAUUUAUCAUCAAAAGGCAUGAAGAAAGUAUGAGCAUUACAGUAAAUAAUCCAAGAUAUUCGAGGAAAUGUAUCUGGAAGUUACCAUGUUCUCACAGCAACAGAUUUCUGCCCCUCAGAGCUCAGGGGAGGGGCAGGUGAAUAUUAAAAACCCUCCCUAUGGUGUGGCUAUAACUUGCAGUAUUUUUCAUUCAUUUACUGCAGUUAUUGCAAUAAAUAUUAAGUGAUCUGUA
Molecule: messenger RNA, 2014 nt
Organism: Electrophorus electricus (electric eel)
Lineage: Eukaryota; Metazoa; Chordata; Actinopteri; Gymnotiformes; Gymnotidae
Gene: tm7sf2
Product: transmembrane 7 superfamily member 2
Biological process (GO): cholesterol biosynthetic process
Cellular component (GO): nuclear inner membrane; endoplasmic reticulum membrane
Molecular function (GO): Delta14-sterol reductase activity
Source: RefSeq, a predicted model, not a curated record